Molecule: messenger RNA, 3309 nt
Organism: Corythoichthys intestinalis (scribbled pipefish)
Lineage: Eukaryota; Metazoa; Chordata; Actinopteri; Syngnathiformes; Syngnathidae
Gene: dla
Product: deltaA
Exons: 11
Coding region: 310-2481 (723 amino acids)
Biological process (GO): establishment or maintenance of epithelial cell apical/basal polarity; Notch signaling pathway; cell communication
Cellular component (GO): protein-containing complex; plasma membrane
Molecular function (GO): calcium ion binding
Source: RefSeq, a predicted model, not a curated record
AAGAAGGACAGGAGGACAGAAAAGAAAGGAAAAUGCUGGAUUUAUCCGCGAGGAAAGGAGUCCAAUUUUCUUUGGGAUUAUAAAACCACUGGAACACUUUUUUUAAAUUCUUAAAUUAUUAUUAUUUAUUUUGGGGUUAAAACCUCCAAGAACGCACGCAUCACAAUCCUCCGACUCAGGAGAAAGUUUUGGGAUUGACUAUCUCGCUUUCAGGAUGCGCAUGCGCAGCGGCGCUUUGUGAGCUGCUCCAUGCAUCUUACUGCGCCCGUUUAACCUAUUUAUUUAUUUUUAUUUAUUUAUUUAUUUAUAAUGUAUUUAUUGAAGAUGCUGCUGGGCGUCGCGGUGCUGGCCACGUUGCUGGGUCAGGGUCUGUGCUCGGGGGUGUUCGAGCUGCGUCUGCAGGAGUUCCUCAACAAGAAGGGCGCGCAAGGCAACAGGAACUGCUGCGGUCGGGGGGGCAACGGCGGUGGGGGAUCCUCUUCACCUUCGUCCGUUCAGCAGUGCGCCUGCCAGACCUUCUUUCGCGUGUGUCUGAAGCACUACCAGCCCAACGCUUCGCCCGAGCCGCCGUGCACGUACGGCGGCGCCGUGACGCCCGUUCUGGGCGCCAACUCCUUCCAGGUGCCUGACACCAUCCCGGAGAGUUCAUUCACCAAUCCCAUCAGGAUCAACUUCGGAUUCACUUGGCCGGGGACCUUCUCUCUCAUCAUUGAGGCCCUGCACACUGACUCCAAAGACGAUCUGUCCACAGAGAACCCGGAGCGUGUGAUCAGCACCAUAAGCACGCAGCGGCACUUGACUGUGGGCGAGGAAUGGUCGCAGGACCUGCACACGGCCGGCCGAACGGAGCUCAAGUACGCCUAUCGUUUUGUGUGUGACGAACACUACUACGGCGACGGGUGCUCCGUCUUCUGUCGGCCCCGGGACGACGCCUUCGGACACUUUACGUGCGGAGAGCGUGGGGAAAUUGUGUGCGAUGCUGGAUGGAAAGGACAGUACUGUACCGAGCCGAUUUGCCUGCCUGGCUGCGAUGACGAGCACGGCUUCUGCGAGAAACCCGGCGAGUGCAAGUGCCGUGUAGGCUUCAAGGGGCGCUACUGCGACGAGUGCAUCCGAUACCCGGGCUGCCUCCACGGGACAUGCCAGCAGCCGUGGCAGUGCAACUGUCAGGAGGGGUGGGGAGGCCUCUUCUGCAACCAAGACCUGAACUACUGCACGCACCACAAGCCGUGCAUGAAUGGAGCCACUUGUAGCAACACGGGCCAGGGCAGCUACACCUGUUCCUGCAAACCCGGCUUCACGGGCGCCAGCUGUGAGCUGCAAGUCAAUGAAUGCGCCGGAAACCCUUGCCGAAAUGGGGGCAGCUGCACCGACCUCGAGAACACGUACAGGUGCGAAUGCCCUCACGGUUUCUACGGCAACAACUGCGAGCUAAGCGCCAUGACAUGCGCCGACGCACCGUGCUCCAACGGCGGCCGCUGCACCGACAACCCGGAUGGCGGCUACUUCUGCCAAUGCCCCACCGGGUACGCCGGCUUCACCUGCGAGAAGAAGAUAGAUCACUGUACCUCGGCGCCCUGCUCAAACGGUGCUCGUUGCGUGGAUCUGGUCAACUCGUACCUGUGCCAGUGCCCAGAUGGCUUCACGGGCAUGAACUGCGACAACACUGGUGACGAGUGUUCCUCGUACCCCUGCCAGAACGGUGGCACCUGCCAGGAUGGCGUCCACGGCUACACCUGCACCUGCCCGCCAGGUUACACGGGGCGCAACUGCAGCUCGCCCAUCAGCCGAUGCGAGCACAACCCAUGUCACAACGGCGCCACCUGCCACGAGAGGAACAACCGCUACGUCUGCGCCUGUGUCCCGGGUUACGGCGGACGCAACUGUCAGUUUUUGCUUCCGGAACACGCCGCCAUCCGAGGUUCCGAAGUGCCCUGGAUGGCUGUAGGAUCCGGGGUUGCCAUGGUGCUCCUACUUCUGGCAGGGUGCGCGGUCCUUGUCGGAUUCUUCCGCUCCAAAGUCCAACGUGACAGUCCCGGGGAAGUGGGAUGCGAGAGCGAAACCAUCAACAACCUGACUAAUAACUGCCAACGUGGUGAACGGGAUAGCAUGGUGUUGUCGACUCCGGGAGUGAAAAACAUCAACAAAAAGAUGGACUUAUGUAGCGGAGGGGACCCUGACGAAGGGUCGUCACCGGGGCGGCGGAGCUACAAGAGCAGGCCGCCACCUGCUGACUACAACCUGGUGCGCGAGGUCAUUUAUGAGCAGGCGGCCAAAGAAGCCGUAUUAGAGGCAGCCUGCGAAGACAAGUGCCAAUCUUCGGACUCCUUUGAGUUUGAGGAGAAACACAGCAAAUCCUUAAAAUGCGAUAUUUUGGAGAGGAAUAGCCCAGAAACGUCUGCAUGUGCAGACAACAAGUACAAAUCUGUGUUUGUCAUGUCGGAGGAGAAGGACGAAUGUAUAAUUGCAACUGAGGUGUAAAAGGGCCGGCGACGGGCUCACUCAUUUUGCUGUAUGGGAGACUUUUUAUGCUCCUGGAUGAGAUGCUGCUCUAAGCUCGCUGCUGCUGAGACCUUUGACUGAUAUUCAGACUGAGCUGGUUCUCGACUGGAAACUUCGGUGGCCUGCCGGAUAGGAACUGGCGGGGUCGUGUAAGGGGGAAGUAAAUAUGUCAAGUUCUCGGUUAAACGUGAACGGCCACUUAGCUUUCUGUUUUGCCUCUUUGUUGGGCAUAGGGGGUACAAAUGAAGAUAAAUAUUACAUGGACGGUGUGAGGAUUUUUUUAAAGGCACCAAGAUAGGAUUUUCUUUGUUAAUUGUUUUUUUUUUUUGUUGUUGUUGUUGCAACAUUUGCACCCAGGCCUUUUCUCGAACCCAGGAACCGCAACAAAUGGCGGAUGUUUGGCCAUACUGGCCUCUUCGUAAAGAAAAAAAAAUUAUAAAGGAAAAAAAAAAAAGAGCGGUCACUGUAUGAACUUUGAAGUUUCUUACCCUCCAAACUGCCCAUGACAUAAGUAUUGUUGUCCUCUAUUCCUCUGAACGGUUUCUCAUGCAGAUUAUCCUUUUUGUAACAUAAAGAGAAAAAAACAAGAAAAAGUUAUGAUUUAAUUUAAGUUAAUUUAAGCAUUUUGUGUUAUUCUUAUUUUAUAUUGUGUAUUUGUGCUUGUUUGUCAGGAUUAUUUAAAUUGCUUUCUUUUGACAGAUGAUAUUUGCAAUGGCACUUCAGGUCAAUGGGAAAGGAAAAAAAAGUUAUUUAAGAGGGAUUGUGCUGUACAACGUAUUCUUCUGCUCUUUGUCAAUGAAGGAAUUA